This is a messenger RNA of Eimeria maxima, 4272 nucleotides long. RefSeq lists its product as hypothetical. The transcript is spliced from 8 exons. Gene Ontology annotation, molecular function: DNA binding; 3'-flap endonuclease activity; crossover junction DNA endonuclease activity. Gene Ontology annotation, biological process: resolution of meiotic recombination intermediates; mitotic intra-S DNA damage checkpoint signaling; DNA catabolic process. Lineage: Eukaryota; Apicomplexa; Conoidasida; Eucoccidiorida; Eimeriidae. Gene Ontology annotation, cellular component: Holliday junction resolvase complex; nucleus. Bases 1 to 4272 code for a protein of 1423 amino acids. The record is from RefSeq and is a predicted model, not a curated record.
AUGGAAGCCGGCGACCAUGCAGGUGGAGGCGCAGCAGACAGAAGUGCUGCAGCAGCAACAGCAGCAGGAGAUGCAACUACUCUAGGGAACGGUGGUGCUGCCGCAGUUGCUGCUGCCGACAGCAGCAGCAGCAGCAGCAGCAGCAGCAAGAAACGGCAGCAUGAUGAUCCCUUCUCCCCAACCUCAUCUAAACGGCUGCAUCCUGCUGCUGCAGCCACCACCAACAGCAACAGCAACAGUAACAGCAACAGCAGCAGCAGCAGCAGCAACAGCAGCAGCAGCAGCAGCAACAGCAGCAGCAGCAGCAACAGCAACAAUAAUGACAACAGCAGCACCAGCAACGACACCACCAAUGGUUCAACAACAGCAGCAGCAGCAGCAACAACAACAACAACAACAACAACAGCAGCAGCAGCAGCAGCAGCAGAACAUCAGCAUCCACAGCAGCAGGAGCAGGAGCAGCAGCACGACGACCAUCACCAGCACCACCGCCACCGCCACCAUCAGCAUCAGCAUCAGCAUCAGCAUCAGCAGCAGCAGCAGCAGCAGCAGCAGCAGCAGGACCGCUUCCUGCGCCGCGCUAAUCCAUUAAAUAUUCGUUAUUUAUUUGGACUUAGACGUCUUUAUAAAUCUGCUAAUCUAAGAAAAGAUCGAAAAAUUGCCAAUACACAUAAAAAGGGUAUAUCUUCUAUACUUCGUUUCCCUUUGCCUCUUAUUGGUAAUAUAAGAGGAGAAUUAUUAGGAGGAAUAGGAAAAAAAACUGCUACUAUUCUUAUGCAUGUCCUUGCAGCAGCACCCGAGCCUCCAGAUCGACACCCUGAUGGUCUGUUUGCUGCUGUGUCAGCAGCAGCAAGUGCUGCUGCUGCUGCUGCAGCUGCUGGUGCCUCUCCUGCUGAAGCUGAGUCAGCAGCCAUGACCGGUGCUGCUGCUGCUGCUGCUGCUGCUGACUGCAGCAGCAGCUUGCUGCAGCAGCUGCACAGACACCGCUUAUCUGCAUUAAAGCAUGCAGAAUCCUUUGCUGCUGCAGAGCAGCGGCGAGGCCGCCUCCCUCUCCUCCCCACCACCAACACCAGCAGCAGCAGCAGCAACAACAACAGCAGCAGCAGCAGCAGCAGCAGCAGCAGCGGUGCUGCUGCACUUAAGCUCCCCCCCCGCAGCAGCAGCAGCUGGAGUGUCUUGGUGUGUCUGUAUUCAUUUGGUCAUUUCUUUAAGGAAAGAAAAAUGCGUAUUAAUUAUAUUGCUGCUGCUGCACACAAGCUUAGGGCACAGGUACUCCCUUCUGCUGCUGCUGCUGCUGUUGAUGAUGAUGAUGUUGCUGCUGCUCGUGCUGCAGAUGAUUCUCCUCAUUCUGCUGAUCAUGCAGAUGCUGUUGGCGGUCUUCGUGCUGCAGCAGAGAAGCUGCUGCAGGAGGGGCUGCUGCAGCAAUUCCCCCACCGCAGCAGCAAACGCAGCAGCAGCAGCAGCAGCAGCAGCAGCAGCAGCAGCAAAGGAGCAUCAGCAAUUGGAGAGCUAAAGCCGAUUUUGCGUGGCUCGUUGCAGCAGCAGAGGCGUCAGGAAAAGUUGCUGCUGCAGCAGCAGAGGCAGCAGCAGCGGCAGCAGCAGCAGCUGCUGCGGUACGCCCUAACUCCCUUAGGGGAAGCAGUUGCAGCAAGAACUGCUGCUGGCCUAACAGUACCAUUAGCCUCUGCUACUCCUCCUUGUAUGGACAGCAGCUGCUGCAGCAGCAGCAGCAGCAGCAGGAGCAGCAGCAAUAGCAGUAGAAGCAGCAGAUGCAGCAGCAGCGAUAAUGAAGACAACAGCAACAGCAGCAGCAGCAGCAGCAGCAGCAGCAGCAAGAGACACACGGGGAAAGAAGCAGCAGCAAACUGUGUCCUUCUAAGUUCCUCCAAAACCAGCAGCAGGUGCAGCAGCAGCAGCAACAACAGCAGCAAAUCUGCAAGUCCUGCUGCUGCUGCUGCUCCUCCUCCUCCUCCUUCGCUACCGCCAGCACUUAUGCUGACAGCUUCUGCAGCAACAGCAGCAGCAGCAGCAACCGCAGCAGCAGCAGCAGCAGCAACAGAAGAAACGCUACCCACGCCAAAGAAAACAGCAGCAACAACGGCAGCAAAAACAACAACAGCAACAGCAGAAGCAGCAGAUGCUACUGCUGCAGCAGGAACAGUGCCGUGCAGCAGCAGCAGCAGCAGCAGCAGCAGCAGCUUCGUAGUGGAGCCUCUCCUGGAGAGGAUAAGAAGGGCUGCAAAGGCAGCAACUGCAGCAGCAGCAGCAGCAGCAGCAGCAGCAGGGGAUGAAGCAGCAGCAAUAGCAGCAGGAACAGCAGCAAUGGCAGCAGCAACAACAGGAGUUCCAGCAACAGCAGCAGCAACAGCAGCAGCAAAGGCAGCAACAGCAGCAGCAACACCACCAUCACGGCGCAAAUCUCCUAAGGCGCGGGCUAAGGUCAAUCCAACAACAGCAGCAACAGCAGCAGCAGCAACAGCAGCAGCAACAACGCCGGCAAGAGCACCAACAGCAGCAGCAGCAACAGAUCCAGCAACAGCACAAACGCCAGGAGCAGCAGGAGCAACAGCAGCAGCAGCAGCAGCAGCAGCAGACUCUGGCGGUACACGUCAGCAGCAACGGUUGCAGGCAGCUCGUGCGUUGGCAGCAGGAGCAGCAACAGCAGCAGCAGCACUUGCUGCUAGCAACAAACCUCCUGAGUUGCUGCUGCUGAUGGAUACAAGAGAGCGCCAUGGCAGCAGCAGCCGCAGCAAACGCAUGCAGCAGCAAACGCUGCUGCAGCGGCUGCUGCAGCGCAACAAAGUCCCUGUAGAGAUAAGGUGUCUCCCUGUAGGGGACUUUGCUUGGUUAUGGAGACCUGAUGCAGCAGCAGCAGCAGCAACAGCAGCAGCAGAAGCUGCAGCAGCAGCAGAAGCAGCAGUAGCAGCAGAAGCAGCAACAACAUCGAGGGGAAAAGCAGGUGCAGAAGCGCCAAGAACAGCAGCAGCAGCAGCAAAGCAGCAAAAGAAGCAGCAGAAGCAGCAGCAGAAGCAGCAGCAGCAGCAGCAGCAGCAACUUGAGUUUUUGCUGCCAAUAUUAAUAGAGAGAAAAACACCAGGGGAUCUCUUAGCCUCCGUCUUUGACGGAAGGUAUAAAGAUCAGCAGCAGCGAUUGAUGGAUGCAUUGGGGAUAGAAAUGGCGAUUUAUUUAUUUGAGGGGGACUGCAGCAGCAGCAGCAGCAGCAGUACUGCUGCAGUUGCUGCUGUUGCUGCUUCUGCUGCACCACAGAGCUGCUCUUCUAACUUUGCUGCAUCGUCGUCUGCAGCAGCAGCUAUCAGCCCAAUGGCAGUGGUACCAGCAGCAGCAGCAGCAGCAGCAGCAGCAGCAGCAGCAGCAGCAGCAGCAGCAUUUAUUAUGGUCAGUAUGGUAGAAGGAGUUGGGAGCUCAAUGGCGCUGCAACUUGCUGCUGCCUUCCAGACACCAGCCAUGCUGCGGCGCUUCUUUUGCAGCAGCAGCAGCAGCAGCAGCAGCAGCAGCAACUACAGCAGCAGCAACAGCAGCAGCAGCAAGGAGAUGGAGAUUGCAAGGACAGAGGAACUCUUUGCGGCAUUCCUGCAGAAGCUCAAGCAGCAAAGAGGUUCUGCUGCAGCAGCAGAUGCAGCAGCAGGAGCAGCAGCAACACCUGCUGCUACUACUCCUCCUGCUGCAGCAACGCCAAAGCGCAGCAGCAGCAGCAGCAGCAGCAGCAGCAAACAAGGGACUCCCCGUCAUUCUCCUUAUCCAGUAAAACGGCUAACGCAACUCAAGGGAAAUGCAAGACUUGCAAAGAUCUUCUUUGCAUUAAAGGAGUUAUAUGAAGGCCCGGGUGUAUCCUCUGCUGCUGUUGCUGCAAAUUCUGCUGCUGCUGCUGCUGCUGCUGCUGCGAACAAUGAUACUGCUGCUGCUGCUCCUGCUGCUACUAGCUGGAGCCUGACUCAGCAGCAGCAGGUUGGGGAAGGGCAGCAGCAGCUGCUGCUGCUAGACACAGGAAGUGCAGCAGCAACACAAGGAGCAGCAGUAGCAGUAGCAGCAACAGGAGCAGCAGAAGAAGCAGCAGCAGCAGAAGCAGCAGCAGCAGCAGCAGCAACAGACAUAUUUAAUUUGCCUUCUCUUAGUGAUUCAGAGGAUGAAGACAUUAGCUAUGAUGGUGCAGCAGCAGCAGCAGCAGCAGCAACAGCAGCAACUGAGCCUGAUGCUGCUGCUGCUGCUGCUGCGUGGUGUGCCGGUACAGCAGACGAUCCAUUAGAAGUCUAA